This is a messenger RNA of Conger conger (European conger), 3650 nucleotides long. Its product is annotated as H(+)/Cl(-) exchange transporter 7-like. Gene Ontology annotation, molecular function: voltage-gated chloride channel activity. Lineage: Eukaryota; Metazoa; Chordata; Actinopteri; Anguilliformes; Congridae. Gene Ontology annotation, cellular component: lysosomal membrane; intracellular membrane-bounded organelle. Gene Ontology annotation, biological process: transmembrane transport; chloride transport. The coding region runs from base 109 to 2508 and encodes 799 amino acids. The record is from RefSeq and is a predicted model, not a curated record. The transcript has 25 exons.
AUGAUUGUCAUAUGAAAACUGACGAGAAGGAAGAACUGGAAGAUCCGAACAAAACGGGAAACGUCUACUGAUAAAACUACAAGGAGCGAUUCCUUACCCCUGGGUACCAUGGCAAAUAUCACCAAGAAAGUGUCGUGGUCCAGCCGGGGUGACUACUCGGCCCAGGGGGAGGAUACACCGCUUCUGAACGGAGACACCGGCGCAGCCAGAUACACCAGACAGCUUUCCGGAGGCAGUAUAUUUCAUAUUGGGAGGCUGAGUACUGUGGACCUGGAAGAAGACAUAACCACAGAGGAGGAUGGAGUCUUGAGCUGGCCUAAAGAGAUCCCUCAUAAUGAGAAAUUGCUGUCUUUGAAAUAUGAGAGCCUUGACUAUGACAACAGUGAGAACCAGCUAUUUUUGGAGGAGGAGAGGCGAAUGAGCUAUAUGGGCUUCCGAUGUCUGGAGAUCAAUCGCUGGGUUGUGUGCGGACUCAUCGGCUUCUUGACGGGCCUCAUUGCCUGUUUCAUCGACAUUGUGGUGGAGAUAUUGGCAGGGUACAAGUACCAAGUGAUCAAAAAGAGCAUUGUGAAUUUCACAGAAGCUGGAGGACUCUGCAUCUCCCUGAUUCUCUGGGCAGUGCUGAACUCUGUUUUUGUUUUCGUGGGCGCUGUGAUUGUGGCCUUUUUUGAGCCCAUUGCUGCUGGUAGUGGAAUCCCACAAAUUAAGUGCUACCUCAAUGGAGUGAAAAUCCCCCGUGUGGUUCGACUGAAGACCCUUGUGGUGAAGGUUUGCGGGGUGAUUUGCUCUGUGGUUGGUGGCCUGGCUGUUGGGAAGGAAGGGCCCAUGAUCCACUCAGGAGCUGUCGUGGCAGCUGGGGUGUCCCAGGGCAGGAGCACCUCUCUGAAAAGAGACUUUAAGAUUUUCGAAUACUUUCGCAGAGACACGGAGAAGAGGGACUUUGUGUCAGCUGGUGCAGCUGCUGGUGUGUCUGCAGCCUUUGGGGCUCCAGUAGGUGGUGUCCUUUUCAGCUUGGAGGAAGGAGCUUCCUUCUGGAACCAGAUGUUGACCUGGAGAAUUUUUUUCGCCUCCAUGAUGUCAACCUUUACAUUGAAUUUCUUCCUGAGCAUCUACCACAACAAGCCCGGAGAUCUCUCCAGCCCCGGUCUUAUAAACUUUGGCCGUUUUGACAGUGAUAGUGUGGAAUAUAAUCUCUAUGAGAUCCCCAUCUUCAUUCUAAUGGGAGCUCUAGGUGGUAUUCUGGGAGCACUAUUUAAUCUUCUAAAUUACUGGCUAUCAAUUCUCAGGAUCAGGUACAUCCACCGGCCAUGCCUGCAGGUCAUGGAGGCCAUACUGGUUGCUGCAGUAACAGCGACGGUCUCCUUUACCAUGAUUUAUUUCUCCAAUGACUGCCAGCCGCUAGGGCAGGACCAGUCCGAGGAAUACCCCCUGCAGCUGUUUUGUGCUGACGGGGAAUAUAACUCCAUGGCCACAACCUUCUUUAACACACCAGAGCGGAGUGUCAGGAGCCUGUUCCAUAACCCGCCAGGUUCCUUUAACCCUCUGACCCUGGGCGUGUUCACGCUGACGUAUUUCUUCCUGGCGUGCUGGACGUACGGGCUGACCGUGUCUGCCGGGGUCUUCAUCCCCUCCCUGCUCAUCGGGGCAGCCUGGGGUCGACUCUUCGGGAUCCUCUUGGGUUCCAUAUCUCCCAAAGAUUCAAAUACAUGGGCGGGUCCUGGGAAAUAUGCCCUGAUUGGAGCGGCAGCACAGCUUGGUGGAAUUGUGAGAAUGACACUGAGCCUGACGGUUAUCAUGGUGGAAGCCACAGGCAAUGUCACAUUUGGUCUCCCCAUCAUGCUCGUGCUGAUGACUGCAAAGAUUGUCGGUGAUUACUUUGUUGAGGGGUUGUACGAUGUCCACAUCAAACUGCAGAGCGUUCCUUUCCUUCACUGGGAGGCCCCAGCUACUUCUCACUCUCUGACAGCCAGGGAGGUGAUGAGCUCACCAGUGACAAGUUUCAACAGGAUAGAGAAAGUUGGGAACGUAGUGGACGUUCUCAGCAACACGACUACCAAUCACAACGGCUUCCCGGUUGUGAAUGAAUUCAUUGAUAAUAAUGAGCCUGGAAAAAUAUGUGGGUUAAUCCUACGAUCCCAGCUUAUUGUGCUCCUGAAACACAAGGUGUUUGUAGAGAGGGCUCGUUCUCGCCUGAACCAGAGGAAGCUCCAGCUGAAGGACUUCCGGGAUGCCUACCCCCGCUUCCCCCCGAUCCAGUCCAUCCACGUGUCCCAGGACGAGAGGGAAUGCAUGAUGGACCUGACGGAGUUCAUGAACCCAACACCGUACACCGUACCACAGGAGACUUCUCUUCCCCGUGUUUUUAAGCUUUUCCGAGCUCUUGGUUUGAGGCACCUCGUUGUGGUAGACAAUGAAAACAGGGCCGUUGGACUUGUGACGAGGAAAGAUCUGGCUCGGUAUCACCUGGGCAAACACGGGCUGGAGGAGCUGCAGCUGGCACAGAUGUGAUGAGAUGUGGGCUGCUGGGCCCACUGUAGGGACUGAACUGGUCAUCCACUGCCUGCCUGGACAAUGCCAGCUACUGUAUGCACUGCAAGAACUCCGGUGCUGGCACAGGCGAUUAAAUAAUCAGAAGCCAAAUAUUCACUCCAAAACCCAUUUAAUUUACCAUACGUAACACUGUCUUUGGUUCAUCCCGUUUGAAGAAAAUUCAUUUCAAUUGUCUUUUAUAUUGUAGUAGCUUUAUCUCCCUUUUUUUUGCACUGAGACCAUUUGAGUUUGUAAAAGGUCCCUUGGUGGUACAGAAGUGUUUGGACCAACCUGUGUGUGUGUGUGUGUGUGUGUGUGUGUGUGUGUGUGUGUGUGUGUGUGUGUGUGUGUGUGUGUGUGUGUGUGUGUGUGUGUGUGUGUGUGUGUGUGUGUGUGUGUGUGUGUGUGUGUGUGUGUGUGUGUGUGCGUGAAUCUAUAAGGAUUUACCUUGAAGGUGUCAGAAUAUACAAUUAUGUGUUUACAUUUUUAUUUUAUUUUGCUGUUAUGGUCUUAUAUUUGGAACUCCUGUGAGCAAAGAACAAAUUAUCUUUCAUGGUGGAUAGUUCUUUGGAUAUUCUUUACAAGGCAAAAACUCCCCAAUCUGACCAUAUAAUAAUAUGCAUUUUAGGUUAAAAUGAAUGACUUAUGAUGAAUGAUUAUUGUUUGUAAAGAUGAUUUUAUAUUUGUAUAAAUCUGCUUUGUAGCCAGCUGGAAGUAUCUCAUUUGUAAGAAAUGACCAGCCCACGACAAACACGGAUUCUGUUGUGCACUGAGUCCCCUUCACACAUUGCUCCAUAUUUUUAUUUUAUUUGGUAUUUUCCAGGAAAAAAACAGCUGUAAGGGUAGAAAUGGCCUCCUUCUGACCUGAGAUGAUUUAAGGUCAUAAGGCUGGCAAAAUAAUCUAGUGUUCUUAAUGUGUUACUUAAAUGUCUUAAUUUUAAUGUUUACAGAAUUAUAAAUGUAUAUGCAAUAUCGCUUUUAAAUUGUCUACAUCCUAAUGUGUAACUACUGGAGAAGAAGGCUUGUUCUUGUUUUUGAAAAAUGAUUUCCAUUUCUUUGUAGGCUUGUACUGCUGUAUUGUGUUUGAGAAUACUAUUUGAAACAUCACUGUCAAUGAGAAA